Molecule: messenger RNA, 1149 nt
Organism: Yamadazyma jaroonii
Lineage: Eukaryota; Fungi; Ascomycota; Pichiomycetes; Serinales; Debaryomycetaceae
Source: the annotation of a GenBank genome assembly
AUGUCAGAUUUUAGCCAAGUAAGAGAAAUCAGAUUGGAGCCAGAUUUUGAUAUCAUCAUUGGUAGAGCUUCCACUAGAGACCCUGCCAGAACUCCAUCUAAUGAUAAUUUAUGGUUUUUCAACAGCCAGUUAUCAAAAUGUCAUGCUUAUCUUCAAAAUGAAGAUGGUAAAUUAUCACUUUAUGAUUUCAAUUCAAGUUUUGGAACCGUUUUGAAUAAUAAGGUCUUAAAACCUUCUCAUGUUGUGGAGGUCAAAGAUGGUGAUGUCGUAUCUUUUAUAAUGGUUAAGUCUUAUAAUUCCAUCAAAAAGAUUUUUGAUAGUUGCAAUACACCAAUGAUUGAUUUGAAAACUUUCGGUAAUCCAAGAUUAAUGAUGAGUUUCAAAAUUGAAGUUGAAAAAGCUAAUGUGGAUUAUUUGGUUAAUUUUCAUCCAUUAGAAGUUCCUGAUGCUGUUUCCUUAGAUAGUGAUGAUGAAUCUUAUGAAAUUGAAGAUCUCGAAUCAGAUUUAGAACCUCAACAAACUGUUGAAAAAGCGGAUAUCUAUACUUUAUUAGAACCUAUUUCUUCGGACUCCGAAUGUGAUGAUUCUUAUAUAUUAUCAGAUAGAAAUGAUUGUGAAGAUCAAUUUUCAGAUGAAAACGUUGAAGAUGAUGAUUUCAUUGAAGUUCAAAAAACUAAAUCAGCAAACUGUGGUAAUUUGGAUAAGGAUUUUGAGGCACAAAAAUCAUCGGCUUUAAAAGAAUACUUCGAUUAUAUCAGAGGAACCAACCCAACUUUGAUCCUUGAAGAUGAACCUGAAGAAGAAAGUGAACAAGAGAUUUAUGUUGAAGAAAUUGAACACGAUGAGGAGGCUGAAGAAAGUGAACACGAUGAGGAGGCUGAAAGUGGAGACGAGGUAGAAUACGUUUGUUACGAUAAUGAUUGUGGUGACAACAUGGAUUGUCAAUGUGAGGAUGAAUCUGAUUAUGAUCUCGAAUCUGAUGAUUCAGUUUUAGCGGAUUAUAUCUAUUCCAGAGCCCAAUGGAUGGAAAAACCUCCUUCUAAAGCCAAAUCUUUCUUCAAAGAAUUCGGUAAAGCCAUUGGCUAUUCAGUCUUAACUAUUAUUGCUUUAGGUAUAUAUGGUGGUUAUUCCGAAGCCAACUCAUCUUAG